AUGGCCUACUCUCCCCGCGCUCAAUCUCCUGGCACUGGCUCCGCCUACCCUGUUGGCACCCUUCCUCGCGGUCGAUCCGCCAGUCCAGGGGCUGCUGCUACAGGCCCAAUUUCAAAGCGCGACAAGCGCCGCUCCGCUCUACAGGACCGCCUUCAAGAUUUGACUGCUACAUUUUGUCAGAACCGCGAUGCACAGUUUCGCCAGCAGUUACACUCCCUGCAAUGUGAUAUGACUCUGAUCAACAAUGCCGAUCCCUACGUGGAUGGUCCGCUGGCGGACUCCUCGGAGGACAUCGCGCACCUUAUUGAAGAUACUGUCGGAGGAGGCAAGUUUGCAAAGGAGAUGGCUAGCCUGUCCGGCACUUGGUAUGCCAAGUUUGUUCAUGAUGUCAACAACAUUAAAGAAAAGCGCGAUGCCGAAUUGGCACAGCUUAUGCACCGUCACGAGAACAGCCUCGAGCGACACCGCCGUGAAUAUGAAUACCGCGUACAUUUUGGCAUGGAGGAGUUCAAGCAAAUGUCCAGCACCCUCCGAGAGCGUCUGAUGCAAAGCCUCGACGCGUCACGCGAACGCCUGCGCAAGGAGCAGGUCGAUAUCGCCGACAUCAAUGCCGCUACAUUCCAUCCCAACCAGUACAGUGUCACCAACCCUACCGCCAGUCCCGGAGGCAUACAGAGCAACCGCAAGACCCGUCACACCCGUCACCGCGUGGAUAUGGAUGACCUUGGCAACGGAAUCACCGAGCUGAACAAGCGCAAGCGCAAAGCUCCAGACGGCGAUAACGGAUCUCCAGUACGAAACCCGACUGGUACCUCCAUGGCCGAGCGCACCAAAGCGCAGCUGAAGAAGCAAAAUGCCCCGGUCUACUCUAUCAACUCGCUCUUCACAGACAAGGAGCUUACCGCGCACGCCAAUGAUGCGCAUGUCGCUGCCCUCCACUUCUUCUCCACCUCCCGCCGCGCCGAGCAAGGCUCCGGCGCUAUCACCAACGGCAACAACACCGAUGCCGAAGAUACCCCCGAUGGCACAGGCCACGAGGACAACGGGACCCCGAGCGCUACCGACAUGGUCCGGACCGCAAGCCACAACUUCCAUGCAACGCGGUCUACGCGCACAACAGCUGCGCAAAGCGCUCUCAGCGCUCUGACGGACCUGUCAGACAAGCCGGCCCGACGCCCAGCACUGCCAUAUCAUGUGCUGUCGGGGUACACCGCCCGAGGAAACGGGCCCGCGCCAACCCUGGCCCCCCUCCUCAACGAGGAGGUCGAUGAGGACUUGGCUCGUAUGGAGCGGCUGCACAAUCAGCCCUCCGGGUGGAUCGAUUCCGCCCUCAUUCAGAUGGUGACGGCGCCCCUGCCGACAGAGCAGGAAAAUGGCCACGCGCCAAACCCUGACCGCUUCUCUGCGGUUCACCCUGACUUCCCCGCCGGCCUGAUGCAGAUGCAUCAGUUACGCCCACAGGCCGGAGAGCAGAUGUUUGCGACCGGUGGGGAGGGUGGCCGCAGCAGUAAGCGGUCCCGCCAUCACUAG
Molecule: messenger RNA, 1530 nt
Organism: Penicillium malachiteum
Lineage: Eukaryota; Fungi; Ascomycota; Eurotiomycetes; Eurotiales; Aspergillaceae
Product: Sds3 domain-containing protein
Exons: 2
Coding region: 1-1530 (509 amino acids)
Biological process (GO): negative regulation of transcription by RNA polymerase II
Cellular component (GO): Sin3-type complex
Molecular function (GO): histone deacetylase binding
Source: RefSeq, a predicted model, not a curated record